Molecule: messenger RNA, 1701 nt
Organism: Aspergillus oryzae RIB40
Lineage: Eukaryota; Fungi; Ascomycota; Eurotiomycetes; Eurotiales; Aspergillaceae
Exons: 1
Coding region: 1-1701 (566 amino acids)
Molecular function (GO): mRNA binding
Source: RefSeq, a predicted model, not a curated record
AUGUCGACCGACGUGUACACUUCAUCCACGUCGCAGGCGUCAACAUCACUAGGUCCCACUUUCACCUAUCCAUUCACUCCCCUCGGUCCGCCGUCGGCCUUCGAUAACAUGCCUUCCGCCACCAUGCGCCUAAGCGACGCUGAUCGGUCGGCGCAGGGCCUCAACGGCUUCAUUCGACCCGGAGCGGGCGGCGCGAUCCUAAUGCGAAAACUUCCGAAGAGCACUAGUCUCGAGCUGUUGCGCAGCAUGCUUCUCUUUGCUAAAGAUCUCGUGGAUAUUGAGUUUGAACAUAACAUCCCCCCCGAAGACAACGGGUAUGUGAGCGCAGUCGCACGGUUCAGUACGGUCGCCGCAGCCGAAGAGGCGCGGGCUUUGCUCGAUGGCAAGCCGAACUCUAAUAACGAUGCGAACAUGAUCGUGGAAAUGUAUAAUGGCCCUGUCGGCUCAGCUCUGGGGGGACCCAGGCGCAAUACAAUUGACCACACCGCGACGCGUAGCCUAUUAGGAGGUGUUACGUCCAAUGGACACUUGUCGCGGCAUUCAUCCCGCUUCAACGGUACUUUCCAGAGCCUGGAGAAGCUGACGGUGGCGAACGCAUCCAACUCAUCGGCCAGCGAUGCCCUACCUCCUGAAUCAAGUUCGCGCAUGCAUAGCAUUUUCUCACCCCAGUCUCCGAUCGGAAAUGGUGUUCAUGAUCUGCCGCGCGUCAGUGGUAAGUCAAUGAUUGAUCAGGACCUCGACGAAGAUACGGGUGAGCUUCUCAAAGACCCUGUGGGCUAUGCAGAGAAUGGGCACUCCGGCUCUGUUUCCAUCCCCCGUCGCUCCACCAAUCCCCAGUUCCCCACGAAUCAGUUUGCCAACAUGUCACUGGCCACCAACCUGUCCUCGCCACCGUUGUCGAAUUACACUCCUGGAGGCUCGGCCCAUAUGGGAAUUCCUCCUCCCUCAACCGCAUACCCCCAGUCCAUCAACAACAUGAGUGGGAACCACGGGCUCCCUUAUGCCAAUCCACAUACACCUCGUCACAGUUUGCCUGCCGCAAACCCGAACGACAUGAACCCGCCUUGCAACACUUUGUAUGUGGGAAACCUGCCGCCGGACGCGUCAGAAGAGGAGCUAAAAGCUCUGUUUAUGAAGCAGCGUGGAUACAAACGCCUUUGCUUCCGUAACAAGCAAAACGGACCCAUGUGUUUCGUGGAGUUCGAGGACGUGGGCACAGCUGGCAAGUCCUUGAACGAACUGUAUGGCUACAAACUUUCCAACAGCAUUAAGACCGGUAUCCGUCUUAGUUUUUCGAAGAACCCCCUGGGAGUUCGUUCUGGGCAGCCAGGUUCCAUGAGUGCAUCCAAUAAUAUUGCAUCUCAAGGUGCAGUUUCUGGAGGUAGCAGCCUUGGUGGCAUGCACAAUCAUAUGUUCUCCACUGUCAGCGGGCCUCCUCCAGGUCUUUCGGCCCCUCCAGGCCUAGUGCCACCACUGCAGUUGCGCAACAACGGAGCCGUGCAUCCCUCUGGCCAUCCCCACGCACCAGUACCAAACAACGGCUCCUUCCACCCAAAUACUGGCCUAGGGAUUCGGACAAACCAUAUGAAUUCCAUGAUGUCCCCCACCACUCCACUCUCCGGAGGGGUCCCUGGCGGUGGCUCGGGACCGAAUAUGGGAGGCUUUAAUUCUUAUUAUCCUGACUACAUGAUGGGUCGGUAG